Messenger RNA from Adineta steineri, 2028 nucleotides. The record is from the annotation of a GenBank genome assembly. NCBI's taxonomy places the organism in Eukaryota, Metazoa, Rotifera, Eurotatoria, Adinetida, Adinetidae.
AUGCAGGUUGAAGAGCAACUUCAAGAGAAGUUAAACGCAAUUACUCAUAGUCCAUAUUAUGGUUGUACUGUACGAGUCGUAUCAAAAGCUCAACUUUCCUAUGAAGGUGUACUCGAUGGAAUAAGUACCAAUAAGGACCGUAUAUUUCUCAAGAAUGUACGUGUCAACGCAAAUGUAACGCCUCCAUUUAAACGAAAUACUUCUAUCGAUAAUAUUGAGAAAAACAGUACAAGUGAUUCAUUAAAUGCUGUUAUGAUUGAUCAUUUAACAACUGAUAUACGUACAUAUGAACAAGUAUGUUUAAAUGUACGUGAUAUUCAAGAAUUAAGACUUAUACAAUUACCAUCAACAUUUAAUGAAUCAAAAGCAAAAUUACGAGCUAUUGAUCCAUGUCUUGUUGAUAUUCGUUUAUCAUCAUCGGAUGAUUAUGAAACACGAACAAAUGGAUCAAUAAAUGAUUAUUUAUCACGUGCACCGAUAGCACGUCAAAAACGUGGUGAAUCAUUUGGUAGUACAGGGGGCGAUGCAUUAAUGUCUUCAAGUUCAAAUGAAUCAUCAUCUUCAUUUGGUCAUCGUUCUCGUGAAAAUUUUGCUGAUGAAAGUAAUGAUGAAUCAAUUGAUGAGCAAAUCGAAAAAUUUAGUCAAUUAACAACAUCACAUUCAAAUUCAAAACCAAUUACAUUACUUGCUAAAAAAGUUUUACCAAAAAAAAUUGAACGACGUACAGAUUUAUUAUCAACAGCAACAACUAAUACAGAUCCUAAUCUUCGUCAAAAUGUUUCGGAUAAUCAUCAAACAAAUGAAAAUUUAACACGAACUAAUGAUAACAAUAAUAAUAAUAAUACAGCAAAAAAAAGUAUUAUAAUAAAUCAACAUCGAAAAAUAUCUCCAGUACGUGUAACUAUUACAAGUAAAUUAAAUCCAAAUGCUACUCCAUUUUAUACUCAACGACGAAAUUUACCUGCAAUGCAUAAUUCAUCAAUGACAUUUUAUGAUCGACCUCGUUUUCGACCACGUUUAUCAACAGUGGUUUCACCAGAUCGUCAACAAUCAAUACCGUAUGGAAGAAAUAUAAUAACCAAUCAACCGUAUUACCCACAACAACAGCAACUGCAACAGCAACAGCAGCAACAGCGACAACAACAAAACUCUCAACAAAGAUUUGUUCCAUUACGACAAAUGGCUAUCAAAAAGGAUAAUACACAAGUAAAUCUACCACGAACAAAUGCAAGACCUACUCGAGGACCACCACUAACAGCAGCUAAAUAUCGUUUUUAUUCAUCAACUGCUUUGGAUAAACGAUCAUAUCCUCAACAACAGCAACAGCAGCAACAACAACAACAACAGCAACAUAAGCAAAAAAUAUCAAAUACUGUUCAAGGUCCAGGACUUACGCGUCAAACAUCAUUACCAGCAGAAAAUCAAUCAAUAUUAACACCGCAACCAAUUCAAGAGGGCUUUUUUAGACAGCGUAACAAUCCUAUACAUCAAUCAACAACAAGUAUUAAUUCAACUGCAAGUCUACCAUAUCAUUAUGGAAGUUCAGUCGAUCAUAAUCCUAGGCAAACACCAAUAUCAUUUGGAGAACCAAUUGGUUCACGUCGUAAUCAACGUACUAUUUCAAUGGCAAGUAGUUGCAGUGGUUCAAAUGCUGAUAUUGGUCCUCAUUCAAUUGUUCAAUUUGAUUCAUCAUCAUCAAAUAUAUUACCAUCAUUUAACGAACAAUACGAUUUUGAAAAAGCUAACGAAGAAUUUCGUCGAUAUCUUGAACUAGAAGAGUUAGUAACACGUCGUACUUCACAUUGUUCAAAUGGAUCAUGUUCCGAUCUUAAUGCACCACAACAACAAUCGCAAGCAGGUUCCUAUAAAAAAGAUGUUUCAUUUUUCGAUCAUAUUUCAUGUACUGCUACAACUGGUACAGCAGUUGGUUAUACUGAAAUGGAUGAAACAGAAAAAAAUCUUGAAACAUUUGGUGAUGAUGCUCUUUUACUUGCUACAAAUUCCAAUGACAACGAAUGGCAAAUUUAA